Molecule: messenger RNA, 2109 nt
Organism: Suillus paluster
Lineage: Eukaryota; Fungi; Basidiomycota; Agaricomycetes; Boletales; Suillaceae
Exons: 5
Coding region: 236-2014 (592 amino acids)
Molecular function (GO): protein binding
Source: RefSeq, a predicted model, not a curated record
CUAUCGCGCUGUCUUUGCAUGUGUACACGGGGGGUUGUUUGCAAUUGGCCGAUACUUCCGCCGUAGUACUUGUGGCUGUGCCCGAUGAGGUCAUCUCGGGACACUUUUGAAUCUUCCGCUUAUCCGUCAUCCGAACAUUAGAGCAUCUAUACCUGCCCGCAGUUAUGUCUUUUUCUAUUAUUCUCGGAUAUUUUAACCAACCUCGACACUUUCGUCCAUACUUAAUCACUUUAAUAUGAUCUGCAACUUCAUCAGGAAGGUCGUUAGCCCAUUAUUCAAGUUGGGUUGCUCAGAAGAGCUGCAAAAGGCUAAAAUCGGGUCUGGUGUUCAUGGCGAUCACCAUAGUCGUCGGUUCGAGGUGCCCCCUCCUACCUCACCUGCACCAUCAUAUCACUUAUCCGAUAAUGAUAUUCGUCUUUCCUCGACGAUGGACCAACACGCUUCUGUUUGUUGCGGACAAAUGCUCUCUCGUUUUGGAAGGGCUACCCUAGAAGAUAUCCCAGAGGAGGUACGCUGCCAUAUCCUCAGCUUUCUUUCAUGUAAUGAAAUUAUCCGCUGCGCAUUGACUUGCCAAACAAUGUACACUACAGUCAAAUCCUCUAUCGAGCUCCAAUAUACCAUCGAACUCGGUGCCCAAAAGUUAAUUCAGGUUCAUCCGCGGCCACCUACUGUUUCUACAGCAGAGUGCUUGUGCAUCCUCAGAGACAAGGCAAACGCAUGGAAUUCUUUCGAGAUCAAUACCACGAAAACGCUUUGCUCCACGAGGUUGUUCGAAUCCAACUCCGUUGCCCAUCAACAACUUAUUUGUUCUGAUUCAACCAUCGUUGAGGAUGCUUCGUCCGACACCGUGGAUAUUCAGACCUACACGACAUGUAUAGCUCAAGUUGGGGUGAAUCGUCUGAAUCCAGGUCUUCGCACAUUCAGGUACAUAGAUGACAUGCAAGACCUUGAGAUUACUAUCAAAUUUCCAAUCGACGUCGACGUCGACACGUACGAACUCAAGUACCAAAUACUCUUCCACACGCUAUCCACGGGGGAGGAACAUCCUUUGUCCCAUGGAUCCCGUGUAAUCACUGGUGGAGCUGCUUGCAGUGAAGCCUUGGAAAUCCAACUUAUUGUCUCUGUCCACGGAGAUCGCCUCGCAGUCUAUAUUGCUGAGCUCGACGAAAAUUGCGAUUCAUACUGGUCACUUCAUGUGUGGAGUUGGCAUCAGGGUGCUCAAGCUGAUGAUGUAUGUGUGGUUGGUAAAGGCAACGAGUUGUCCGACGUCAAUUUUUUCACCAAGGAGAAAGUUUUAGCUCUCUCAUCAGAUGGUCACAUAGAGCUUUACGAUGUCGAGGACCUGUCAAAAGCACCGCAGCUUCAGGCAAGAUUUAUCCUGCCUGUUCAUACAGAGUUGGGCGUCUUCCAUCAUCCGUCGGUUUUUCAUAGUGCUGCGAGUUGUGCACACCUCGCGAUCCCAGAUGACAAUUGGAUAUGGACGACAAACCCUGCAGACCGAGUCAUAUCAGUGGUGUGGGCUUUUCCUUCGUCAGUUUUUGUGAUAUCCGCUCGCAUCUUUUUCAUGGAUAUCCAUCCGACAUGGUUUGAUGCAACAUCAAAAGACGGUCGAUCAAUUCCAUGGUCAUCAUGGGGUCCACAGAAUUCUCGGUACUUCCCUGAAGAGAUGCUCGGCAGGGAAGGCCUGCGCUCACUUGGAAUGGGAGGAUCUCGUGUUAUAUGGGCAGUUCCCGUCGCAGGCAAUGAUUCGUUCUCCCAGUUCCAUGUGGCCGACUUCAAUCCCUCCGCUGUGGCGCGUGGCAUGGGCAACGUAGUCCGCGAACCUACGAUAUCAACAGGUCUCAAGCCGGACAUCCAGGUAACAACAUACCUUCCUUUUGUGGAGGUGGUCCGCAAGUGCGUUAUCCAUGGUUCCCUUUGGGAUAUCGUACUAGAUGAGGAGGGGAUGGUGGUUCUCACUCGGCCGGAAAUCGAGUCUGAGUGGAAAAUGCAGGCCAACUUUUUUGACAUGUAGUCUUAUAUCUCAGUGGAAUUGUAAAGCCUCUACGCAGAUCUUAGGGAGUGUUAUCCAAGCCUUCCUGGAUAUACUAUUAAACUUUAACGUCUGCA